CUGCCUGCAGGUGCCCUCCCCGCUGUGCCCGCUCUGCCGCGUGCCCUUCGACCCCAAGAAGGUGGAGAAGGCUUCCAGCGUGGAGAAGCAGCUCUCGUCCUACAAGGCUCCCUGCAGAGGCUGCAGCAAGAAGGUGACCCUGGCCAAAAUGCGCUCCCACGUCUCGUCCUGCGCCAAGGUGCAGGAGCAGAUGGCCAACUGCCCCAAGUUUGUUCCAGUUGUCCCCACAUCCCAGCCUAUUCCCAGCAACAUUCCCAACCGCUCCACGUUCGUGUGUCCGUACUGCGGGGCGCGGAACCUGGACCAGCAGGAGCUGGUGAAGCACUGCAUGGAGAACCACAGGAACGACCCCAACAAGGUGGUGUGCCCGGUGUGCUCGGCCAUGCCCUGGGGGGAUCCCAGCUACAAGAGUGCCAACUUCCUGCAGCACCUGCUCCACAGGCACAAGUUCUCCUACGACACCUUCGUGGAUUACAACAUCGACGAGGAGGCAGCGUUGCAGGCGGCCCUGGCUCUGUCCCUCUCUGAGAACUGAGGCUGAUCCCUCUCCCUGCCCUGGCUCCUUCUGCACACUCCAGGAACCCUCUGGAGCCCCUCUGCUGCCUCUGUUCCCACUGCAAUUCCCACCUUGUUUAAGAAGGUGGAGCCUCUUCGGUUGUCACAGUGAGCGAGCAGAGAGCUCUGGAGCAGGGCUGGGAUCAAUCCUUGGAUUGGCAUUUAAUAUCCGUGCUGGGAGCAUAGCCCCGUGUCCAGAUCUAUUUAUUGUUAGAUGCUUUUUGGCACACUCCUCCCUGCUCUCUGUUGCAGCAGAAUAGGUACCUGAAACUGAUAGACUGGAUGCCAAACACCCUCAUUUGGGACUGGAAUCAGCCACAUCCUUUUAAAAAGGAGGAAGGCAGCACGGAGCAUCUUUUUUUAAACUCUCCAAGGAUUUUUCUAGAGAUGUCAGGCUGUCCUGAGCCCCGUGCUGGAGGCUGGAGCUGCCUCCUUCACCUGAAUCCCAGGAUGAGACUGAAGAGUGGUUCAGAGGAGCCCUGGAGGAUGGCAUCCAGCAUCCAGGGAGACCUCCCCUUCCUCGUUUUGUACCAGCUCUUGGGACACCAAAUCCUUGCCUUUUUCUACACGGAGCGGCGCGAAGCCUUUUCCACGUUUUCUAGAGCGGGAUAACCCAAGCAAAUGAACACGUGGAUUGGGAAUGGAGCGGGAGGCAGGAGCUGGAUCCCGGAGCGGGUCGGACUCAGGUGGGGGGAAGUGCAGGGAUCUUUCUGGGCCAUCCUGGAUAUUUCUGGGCCUUUCCCUUCCC
Molecule: messenger RNA, 1303 nt
Organism: Pyrgilauda ruficollis (rufous-necked snowfinch)
Lineage: Eukaryota; Metazoa; Chordata; Aves; Passeriformes; Passeridae
Gene: RNF166
Product: ring finger protein 166
Exons: 6
Coding region: 149-535 (128 amino acids)
Biological process (GO): protein polyubiquitination; ubiquitin-dependent protein catabolic process
Molecular function (GO): ubiquitin protein ligase activity
Source: RefSeq, a predicted model, not a curated record